Messenger RNA from Solea senegalensis (Senegalese sole), 3942 nucleotides. RefSeq names its product transmembrane p24 trafficking protein 4 (gene tmed4). The record is from RefSeq and is a predicted model, not a curated record. Lineage: Eukaryota; Metazoa; Chordata; Actinopteri; Pleuronectiformes; Soleidae. The transcript is spliced from 5 exons. Gene Ontology annotation, biological process: intracellular protein transport; Golgi organization; positive regulation of canonical NF-kappaB signal transduction. Gene Ontology annotation, cellular component: COPII-coated ER to Golgi transport vesicle; endoplasmic reticulum; Golgi apparatus. Bases 109 to 771 code for a protein of 220 amino acids.
CUACACCAUCUCUUCCUUCCUGCUCGCGCUGAAUGUCCGUCAUAGAGAAGUAGGCACGAAUAAUAAACAUACACCUGUGAGUGUGUGCGUGGAAGACCCAGCACGAUAAUGACGCUCCCCAACACUGUAACCGGGCUGUUUUUAAUGUUCGCGUGGAUUUACCCGAGUCACGCACUUUAUUUCCACAUCGGGGAGACGGAGAAGAAAUGCUUCAUUGAGGAAAUUCCCGACGAGACCAUGGUUAUUGGAAAAUACAGGACUCAGCUGUGGGACAAGCAGACCAAUUCCUUCCUCCCAGCCACCCCAGGUCUUGGGAUGCAUGUGGAGAUCAAGGAUCCAGACACAAAGAUUAUCCUCUCUCGUCAGUACGGAUCAGAUGGACGGUUCACCUUCACCUCCCACACUCCAGGAGAACAUCAGAUCUGUCUGCACUCAAACUCCACCAAGAUGGCUCUGUUUGCCGGUGGGAAACUGAGAGUGCAUCUGGACAUUCAAGUUGGAGAACACACGAACAACUACCCUGAGAUUGCAGCAAAGGACAAACUCACCGAGCUGCAGCUGCGAGUCCGACAACUUCUGGACCAAGUGGAGCAGAUCCAGAAGGAGCAAAACUACCAGAGAUACCGCGAGGAGCGCUUCCGCAUGACAAGUGAAAGCACCAACCAGCGUGUCCUGUGGUGGUCCAUCGCUCAAACACUUAUCCUCAUCAUCACUGGGAUUUGGCAGAUGAAGCACCUGAAAAGCUUCUUUGAGGCCAAGAAACUAGUGUAGUGUGUAAUGUCUGAGCACGAGCGGCACCAGGAAACGCAGUUAAUGACUCACAAAGACAAUGUUGACUUGAGUGGGACAGAGACACGUCUGGGGUGCAGGGACGCAGAGACAUCCAGGAACAGACCAACGGACUUACUAUCAGCCACAAAUGGUACGAGCAAACUCCCAGGAGCAGUUAUUAUCUGAGUCUGAGACAUUGUUGUGUUGUUUUGUGAGCAGCACACAUUCCUGUUGCCUUUUAUGUUUUCGUUUCGACAACAUUGGACUGUACCAUCAGUUUUCUAUCUGCCGGUGAAAGAAGACGACGCAGAGACACAAUUUAAGUAAUAGUCCGUGAACACGUUUUUAAAUCUUGGUUAUUGAACAAGAUUCAUCCUCUUCACAACCUUUUAGGCCUCGGUUUAGACUGCAGCCCAAAUCGAAUUUUAACCCUUCUGUUACCAAUCCUGUCGUCGUGCGUCUCAUUACCACAACUCCUAAACUGUUUGUGAUGGAGAAAACUCAAAAACUGUGGACUGGCCAUCUGUCCAUGGUGUGACCCCGCCUAAGCGGUAGAAGAUGGACGGAUGGAUGGAUGGAUGGAUACCAGAAAGCAGAGAAAUGGAGCUUUGCGCACAUAUACUUGUCAUUACGGUAGAACCUCAGGACUUCCCAGCGUUUGUGACGUCAGCUUCUCCGCACUGUAGUUCCUAAACGGUUGAAUAACUGGGAAAAAGGAACGUUAUCAUGAUGAUCAGUCAAACUACGUACUGAGGUGGUUUUGUUACAGAUCCGUUUCAGUCUGGAUUUCAGAUAAGAAGUGUCUUCUGCGUCACUCACAGCGCGGCUCGAAUGACGACAACAACGACGUAGGUCUGGAGAGACGGACGUGAAUCGAAGGAAACAGGCACAGAUUUCUUGUCGUCCAUUUUGUUUUAGACUACUUGUUUUUCCCAGGGCGUGGUCUAACUACACAAACCCACGAGGAUUAGACUAGACUAGAAGAUUAGAUUCUGAUCACAUAUGCGUACAAAUCCGAUCUGGGCUGCAGUCUAAACAAAGCCAUCGAUAACUAAACUUGUUUGGGAAAAAAAAGUAUGUUGUGAGUGUUUUGAGGGCGGAGCUUUGGCGAUGGAAUGGACAGGAGGGGGCGGGGUGUUGCUUUAUUUUUUGAUCCCAGACAACUUUGUUCAUCAACGACUAUUUGUAACGUGAAGAGGAUUUCAACAUUGUUUUUACAUCAUACAGGAGUGAGUGACUGCAGCAGUGGACGAGUAAUAACCAAGUCAUUCAUUUUAUUUAGGGAUGCACAUGAACACCGUUCCCUUCUUCUUCUCCUUCUAUGCUUGUGUCCUCUAUUAUCCAACUAUUACUUGUUAUUUAUCUUUAUUUAUUUUGCUCAAUGAAAAAGAAAAUGUGCUGCGACACAAGUACGCAAAAUAUUCUCUUCAUUUCAAAUGUAAAAUGUAUGUGUGUGUGUGUACAUAUAUAUGUAUAUGUAUACAUGUACACACACGUGUACAUGUAUAUGUACAUCCAUAUACAUGUAUAUGUACAUCCAUAUACAUGUGCUUCCCUAGAUAUCAAUAUCAUGCACCCGUAGAUUUGACUCCCAGUUUUAUUUCCAUUGUGGUUAAUGUUAAUUUUUGGACAUGUCUUUCUGUUGUAGUCCCACUAGAGCUAAUAUUACACAGACCGUGAUUCAUUACACGUUAAACUUUGCUUAAACGCUGGUAUUUUGAUUGUUUAUAAGCAGUGAAUGAACCCUUAAUAAAUGGUUUAUAACGACCUGUAACACACUGUCGCUGUUGAGUAGCGCGGAAGACGUUCUUUAUUAAUGUUAUUAAUGGAGAAGCAUUUAGAACUGAUAUUUAAAGGUACAGUGUGUCAAAUUAAGCAACAUACACUUCACCUUCCAAUCCAAAUGUGUUGGAGAACCUAAGGAUUGGAGCAUAAGUGGACAGAGUGAACGAGAUCAGAUCACAAAAACCACAUGAGGUGGUGGUUUGAGGACACAUUAAAGACCACCGUGUCCUUUCGCUCUGACCUGCUGCAUUUUCACAGUGAACUAAAUCUAUUUUCUUUGGACAUUUCUCGUACUCUGGUUUAUCUUUUAAAUAGUUUUCGUGAAUAGAGCCUAAAAAAACCCUCAACUCAUCCAUCGUGUGUUGUGGGGCUGCAACGAUUAAUCGAUUGCCAAGUCACACGAUACGUUUUUAGCUGUUUAAAUGUGAAUAUUGUCUGGUUUCUUUGCUCCAUGUGGCAACUGUUCAAUUCUGAACAUCAUCAAGUGGCUCAAACAUGUACUUAAACCAUUAUAGUUCCAGAGUGCUUUAAACUACACGUGUGAAUAUUAAUAUGGUCAAAGCUCAUCAUGUGACACACGUUUCUCACAAAACAAAUUCAGCUCCAUCUUGUGGCCUUAACUGGAAAACAUCGCUUGUUCAGUUGUGCUGGAGGUGGCUAAUGUAAUGCAUUAAAAGUCAUAUUUAUGGUUCACAUGAAGUAUACACACUGCUGUGUUCUACUGUCAGUCCAUUUAUUUACCAGUGACAGAUUCUCCACAGAAAGAUAAAUAAAUGAUAAACAAAUGACUUUCUAGUGUGUUAUAAACCAUUUAUAAUCCGUACAAAUGCGUCUGUAUGUUGUGAAUUCUUUUCUUUCUCAUUUAUUUUAUUCAGUCUGUGAAGUGUCAGGAUCAGGCUGUAAAUAACCGGUCCUGCAUGUUUUCUAAUGCCUUUUAAUAUGAUAUGGACUCAAUGUUUUUAAAUGGUCACGUAUAUUUAUUAUAUUAUAUUGAGCAAACGUUUGCUUGGGCUUUUUAUUGCUUCAUCUUCAAUUCAUUAGUGAGUUUCUCCUUUGGUGUUGGUGGUAGUUUUACAGCAUUCUACAUUCUCCUUUUUCCCUAAUGAGAAAUAAAUGGUUCAAUUUAUGAAGUUUAAGUCCUUUUUUUUUUUACAAGCAACAUAUAGAUUUAAAGCUGCUGUCAGCGUGCGUAACUUUAAAAUACAAGCAAAUGUCAUUUAUUUAUUGCCUCUUUGUUCUGAUUGGAUAGAAUGUUGUGAGUGACCAGAAACAAAAAGACACUUUGACUGACAGCAGCUUUGAGUUGAUUUGUUCACUUGUUACUUAUUGUAAUUUGUUCCAGAUGUUACCUGCAUGUCGUCGUUAUAAUAAAGACAAAUGGCUCCA